Messenger RNA from Pocillopora verrucosa, 1418 nucleotides. The record is from RefSeq and is a predicted model, not a curated record. Lineage: Eukaryota; Metazoa; Cnidaria; Anthozoa; Scleractinia; Pocilloporidae.
UUAAGCCCAAUGAUUCAGGAUAAAACGAGUGUAUCUACAUGAUACACUUGCAAAACAGACCAAAAAAAUGCUGACAGCACCGUGUUACUAAAUUCGUUCAGACGAUGGAUAAAUCCACUUCUUCAACAAAAGAGGAGUUUGGAAAUAGCCCCGGCGCCAAAAUCAACUACGAGCAACAAUCAUUACUAAAAACCGAUGGGGCUGAUGACAAAAAAAGUGGGGAACUUCCAUAUGAGAAGUUGGAAAAAUGGCGCAAAACGACCAUUGUAAUUUGCCUUCUCUCAAUCGUCUUCACGGUUAUGCUCGGGUUUGGCGCAUUUGCAGUUUCAGAAAUAUCCGACAGCUCUUCGGCGUUCGCGGUGGCUUUGGACGCAAUACUGGCCGUUACUUCUUCUGCGUCUGUUAUAUGGCGGUUUUAUUACGGAAUAAACGGCGAGGGAAAAACUCAGCGAGAAUGGAAGGCUUGUAACAUCAUCGCUGUGUGUUUUAUCGUUUCGGGAGCGCUGGUCGCUGGGCGAGCGAUAGUUAGUAUCGUGUUGGACGAGGAACCACGGAAACCUUCAGUUUUAAUAAUCAUGUCAGUAGUAAGCUGUGUGGGGUAUUUUUUCCUCUUCUGUAUUAAACUGUGUCUGGCGAGGAAAUUAGACAGUUCUGCUUUGGUUGCGGAUUCUAUCGAUGCCCUCAGUGGCGCGGGAAUGUCGGUGGGUGUGAUUCUUAGCACGUUAGUUUUGGAGUUGAGUAGUUCAGCCUGGUUGAUAGACCCAGCCACGGCCAUCUUCAUUGCGAUUUUAACACUCAUUUACGGAAUUGAAAUUCUGACCAAGGUCGCGCGAGAAAAGAAACGAGUAAACGAACUGAAAAAAGCCGAACAAGAACUACAAGAGGGUAAUGACAUCUCAAAUGGAGAGGAGGAAAUGGACGGGAAGUAAAAGAUAGCAAUUAGAACGGAUACUACAAGUUCUAGAAAUAUUUAGGAUUUUAAUAUUUUACUUCCUCAAGAUAUCGGUGAACCAACAGCAUUUCUGUUAGUCUUUAAUAGCAUAUUUUCGCCGCUUGCAGUGAAGAUGUCUUAAAAUUUCCGCAUUGGGUGAUGCUGGGCAACUUUUUCAAAAAAGGUGUUAAUUUUUUUAUAUUCAUGAGGUUAUUUUUCAUUUUACCAUUGUAACUGACGUUUAAUUUGACCUUUAUGGCAGAAGAUAAUCCUCUUUUGAAAAGGGAACUGAACUAUUUUAUCACUUGUGUCAAGAAUUAUCCAAUACUAUCACGUAGAGGCACGGAAGCCACACUUUGCCUUGCUGGUAGAAUCUCUCACUGAAAGACAAUAAUAAUUUUGCUGUGUCGCUAAGAUGCCAAGAUGUUAAAUGUGUACAUCAGUCACACUCCUAAGCCAUUUCUAAGGUCAUCAUGUUUAAUGACAA